This is a messenger RNA of Alternaria alternata, 1902 nucleotides long. RefSeq lists its product as hypothetical. Lineage: Eukaryota; Fungi; Ascomycota; Dothideomycetes; Pleosporales; Pleosporaceae. The transcript has 3 exons. Gene Ontology annotation, biological process: regulation of DNA-templated transcription. Bases 1 to 1902 code for a protein of 633 amino acids. The record is from RefSeq and is a predicted model, not a curated record.
AUGGCGUACUCCAUGACGGCCAACGAGAAAUGGGAACAUGUAGAGCGGCGUCAGCAGCCUACUAUGAGGCAAGUUGUCUACACAUUCUUAGACAACCUCAAACUGCGAUUCGGGGAGGAGUCAUCGGAAGUAAUGAGUAUCCUGAAUAUUCUCGGCACAUUUCGAGAAGGACGCCUAUCAAAAAAGGACACACUCGUUGCAAUCAGGCUUGCGCUCGGAGAUCAAGCAGACCUCAAGCAAGAUCUCUUGAAUAUCCUCUUCCAUAAGGACGCAGACUGGGGAAUGGGCGACUUUGACUUCGGCUCGCAUCAGCCCUUCAGCCAAGGAAUCCCCAGCCCGCAAUUCCUACAGCCAGCUCACCAGCCUCAGAUGCGUCUGCCUCCAAUUUCUCCGUUGUGGUACGAGGCAAGCCAAAACUAUUCAUCUACCUAUUCCGAGGGAGUAUUCGGUUCUGGAGUUCAUGGUGUUGGUGGAUUGCCACUAUCUUCGUCGAUGCACCAGACCCCCGGCCAAUUCUGUCACCCGAACGCAUUCACCUCCCCUGUUUUGACUGAAUCUGCCAGUUUUGGUCCUCACAUGAGAAGCCAUGAAGAGGACAAGAUCCCUGAAAGGCAGCAACAUGGUGUAGAGAUCAUAACGCAGCGAAGUCGUUCUCCGUACAACUGGGAGGAUAUAGACCAGCCUAAGGAACCCAAAGCCUCUUACAGUCAGCCCUGGUGUCCUGUCGCCAGCAGUCCGAUGCCCGAUCAUGCGCAGCCUCUCGCCAGCAAUCACUUCGACUCUCCAUCUCUUUCUCGCGAAACUCACCUGUUUCCAAAUUCUUCGCCAGAGGAGGGGCAAGUGGCGACCACCAGCCCUUCCGUGCUCGGAGUUCCGGUUGCUGUCCCCAUUGGAAAAGCCAUCAAUGAUAUGCCACCACCGUCGAAAAAGCGUUGUCGUGAAAGCUCAAGAGUUCAAGUUGAUGUAAAGGAGGAUAUCAGUGAAGAUGUUACCCCGACUGCUAGUCCUACUUCAACAUCAACCACAACCGUCGACCAACCAUUUGUUCUACCCAAGCCGAAGAAGAGGGUCAUGGACGAAAACAAAUCAUCACAUGGACGUGGGCCCUACAUCCACAGUCUCUGUGGCAAGGGCUUUUCCAGCCGAUCUCGGGUCAAGAAGCAUCACUGGGGUAACAAGCUUGACAACCUGGAAACAACUACCGGCUGCUGGGCGAAGAACAACAAACCGAGCGUAAGCUGGAACGAACACCCGAGCUGCAAAGGAGGCAUGAUUCCGUCACGUCCGUUAGAACAGGCUCCCUCAGCUGCAUCCAAGAGGAAUGUGUCAGCAUAUAAGGCUCCGAUGGCGCCCUUGAUGGUACCUGAAUCGAAAGACUUUUCUCUAACCGUUGCCGAUACCCCUCAUCAAUACCAGGAGAACCAGCCCUAUUUCGAAGGCUUAAGCUCUUACCGUUCUCACCAGCUUCCCACUCGAACAAGUUUGGACAACCUGCUCACUGCUGUCAACGUCGCCUCCGAAAUUGACGCGCCACGACCGCAAGGACGUAUUGACUCGGUCGUCUCUCAUCUCGACGCCCAAGCAGCAGCAGCGGAAGACAACAAGCAGUAUAUUACCAACUGGCAAAGUGCUUGUGAUGAUCACGUUGUCGAGCCUUUUGCUCACGACCGACAACAUCCGUACACUAGCUAUGGACUCGGCCUCCAAGGUACUCAAGUACCAGUAAACAUGGCUCUGCCGGGUCUCAACGAGCUGUACCCAUACACUCUGCCUACACGUUCUUUUGCUGAUUCACACCGGGGUAAUGACCGCGAUUUGGUGUACGCUGGUGCCAACCGAGGCCACGCGACUCUCCGAUCACCUUCCUCGCCUGGUCCAGACGAAGAAGGCCGUCAGUUGUAG